AAACAAAACCCUAAUCUCCUCUCCCCCGCCGCAAGGGCAAGAUUUGCUUGCUGCUCGCCACCGGCCACCGGCCAUCCCAGACCAGACCCAUGCCACGCAAAAGAAGCAAGCUCUGCUCGCAGUCAGGAUCGCCCCUGAUGAUGGCGUCUGGAUCCGCUUCUUCCAGCUCUGAUCCCCUUCUCCGGAGGAGGGGGCUUAUUUCGUGCUUACACAGCCCAACUUGCCUGCCCCAAGGCGCCGGCGAUGAUGCGCCCACCGUCGAGCCUCCUCUUCCCGACAACGAUUUGCCCCAAGCCAUCUGCGACCUCAUCGUCCCCUUCUACGAGGAGGCCUUCCAUCGGCUGCCCUGCGAGACCAUGCCGGACCUCGUCGGCCUCCUUACCACCGGCGGCUUGUGCCUCGGCCUCCUCGACCCUGUCUCCAACAUCAUCCUCAACACCCUCGCCCUCCUCCCCCAAGACGCCGCCGCAGCAGCAGCUUCCUCCUCUCCACCCGCCGGUAAGAGGUCCAAAAGACUAGUGGGCAAAACCUUGGCCAAAUCCAAUAGCGGUGUCUACGACUGGCAAUCGCUUGCAGGCAGGUCCUACUACAGUCUCGUGGGCUUCCUCAUGGCAUACUUCGGAUGGCUCACUGAGGAACAGGCCAUCCGAUACCUCUACCGGGCCAACGCCAAUCUCCUCCUUGCCCUCAAGCUCAUCCAACACGAUCUGUAUGCUGAAGUUGAAGAACCACUGGACCCUGACUCUGAAAGGGCGUGUGCUGCCCUCAAGUGGGCGGCCACCAGGGCAGGCCACCCUUCGCCCACCACUUUGGCUCAGGCCAUGACAAUCCGGCUCAAAGAUGCCGACUUUGACCUCCUACAGAAGCAAUUUUCAGCUGAUGGUACUCCUCCUCCUAUCAUGGCUAAGGAUGCUGAAGCAAUCAGCCGUAUUGUGAGGAGGCCGCUUUAUGUUACCGGCAUAAGCCAUGAUGCCAUAGAUAAACUGGCUUUCCAUGUUGGUCAUAACCUUGAUGUUAUGGGGGCUGAAACGGAAGCUAUCCCUACUGCAGGGACCAUCAGCACCACCUACAGCUUUCACAGCCGCCCCAUCUGGUCGGUGCAGUCUGAACUGUCUCAUGAGCUAGAAGAUUGCCUGGAUGAAGCAGUUCGCCAGUCAGUCUUGUUCAAGGCCCCGUGUGGCGACGACUGCGAUUACCGGCAGUCUCUCAACAUGUACCUCCAUGGUAUGAUUCACAACUUCUACAUCAAGGCUCUCAAGCUGCUGCCCACACCCUCUGGCUCCCUCAUGCGUGGCUUCCUCAUAGCUGGCCACUGCUAUGGCUCCAUGGACCCUGUCUCCAACAUCAUCGUCAACUCCAUCUGGUUCUACAUGCAUGGCUCCUUUCUCCCACUUCCUGAACAAAGGAAGAUGAAAAACUACAUUGACAUCUUCGACCCCAUGGCGCUGCUUCCCUCACAAGUUUAUUCCCUCAAGGGCCUUACAGAGCUGGCCAAAUUUGCCGACCCCCAGUUCUUACUGCCGGCCAAAUUUGCCGACCCCCAGAUCUUACUGCCGGCGUGUGCUCUGGAGACACUCUGCAUUGCAAGAUGCAACAUUGUUGAGAUGUUAUCAUCAACAUCGGCAGAGAGGCUUGAAACAAACCCCUUCCAUGAAGCUGCCACGGUCGCUGAACACCCUCUGCCCCUUCAGCUGGGUGAACUGCACCGGCAGUUGCUGCUUAUGCCUUAUGAGCGAAACAAGCUUCUCUCCUGUAUAACUAGGGCUCAAACUUGUAAGACUGUGUUGCCACUUGAUGAGAUGACACCUGUUCUGGAGGCCGUGUUGUAUUCAUGCAAUCAUCCAGUACCGGUACUAGGGCCAGCUCCUAGACUUUGUGCGAAGGCUUUGAAGAUGGUGGCAAAUAAGAGAUCAGACUAUGAGGAGAAUAGGAAGUGGUUCCGUUCACAGAUUGAACAGGUGCUGAAGGAUUACACGUCGAAGCAUUUCUGGGGACCAAAGUAUAAACUUGAUAUUAUCUUUUGUGUGGAGGAAAGCUCGGAAGCCCCCCCCAGAUUUGGCAGGCACUACCAAGUCAACUUUACGGCUACUUCUGAUUUGAAGCUUGAGAGGACACUAUUCUUCGCCGAAUUUUGGGCCUCAAGUGAGCCAAAGCCAAACUUCUGCUGCCCUCUACCCUACCCGUAUGUGGCCCGCUGCUACUAUGGCGUGCAUUCCUCAACGAAGAUUGUGUAUCCGGAUCGCUCCGAGUACAUCUACCACGAUAUCACGGAAAAUGGAACCGACCGCGUGCAUGCCCUGCUAGAGAUGGACCUUGUCUACUUCAGUUCCAAGAUAGACGUGCAGCUCGCGAAGCAUCUGAAUCAUGCUGCAUCCUCAGCACAGGUACCUCGGCAUCCUUCGGGCUGGGCAAGGCCGAGGAAAGCGCGAUGCUAAAAAACUAGCCCUGGCCUGGCCCGGCCAUCGGGCGAUUGUUUUUAGGCCCAGGCCCGGGAAGUUUGGGCUGGGCUGCCCAUGUCAGGUAUGUGCACCAUGGCCGUUCAGACUAUAAGUGAAUCUUCUCUUGGCCGUGUAAUAAUAUAUGUCGCGGCUAUAGCUAGUGUGUGAUGUUAUCAGCUGUAAGUGAGACCUUAUAUGCAUUCAUGCUGUGUGCUAUGGUUUCCUAAUGAAUGCACAUUCUGCGAGUAUCAGGAAGUGGCGGACAUUGCACUGUGAUAUUCUUGUACUCUGGCAUGUUUUGUUUCCUUGAGCUAGCUGCUACUGGUAUGCAUGUGUCCCUGCCUUCUGUUUGCUGACCUUGUUAAAUUUGUGUGUAAAUCAA
Messenger RNA from Lolium perenne, 2820 nucleotides. RefSeq lists its product as uncharacterized. NCBI's taxonomy places the organism in Eukaryota, Viridiplantae, Streptophyta, Magnoliopsida, Poales, Poaceae. The record is from RefSeq and is a predicted model, not a curated record.